Scheffersomyces stipitis CBS 6054 is the source of this 2140-nucleotide messenger RNA. It is a transcript of the gene PRP39, whose product is annotated as Prp39p. The record is from RefSeq and is a predicted model, not a curated record. Gene Ontology annotation, cellular component: commitment complex; U1 snRNP; U2-type prespliceosome. Gene Ontology annotation, molecular function: protein binding. NCBI's taxonomy places the organism in Eukaryota, Fungi, Ascomycota, Pichiomycetes, Serinales, Debaryomycetaceae. Gene Ontology annotation, biological process: mRNA 5'-splice site recognition; RNA processing. The transcript has a single exon. Bases 17 to 2140 code for a protein of 707 amino acids.
CAAAUUAUAGUCCAAGAUGUCCCAUAUAAAUUUUAGGUUCCACCAAGAUUUGAAUUUAGACGCAAUUUCCUUUGGCGGAGCUUCCAAAUCUGAUGCAGAAGUCAAAGAAGUAGACAACUUAGACAAGCUCCAUAAUGAUAUUCGAAGGAGCCCCAAUGAUCUCACCAAAUGGGAUAAGCUCUUUCAGCUGUUUGAGAGGACAUUCACAGUGAAAUUUGAAGGCAAGCCUGACAAAGUUUCGACCCAAUUCAAGCUCUUAGUGACAAAAACAUAUGCUUCAUUACUUUCUAGAUUUCCAUAUUUGGCUUCUUACUGGAAAUCAUGGCUGAUUUUUGCAUUCAAACUCAGUGGUACCAAAGAGUCAAUCGAGGUACUAGAGAAGUCUGUAAUUGGAUUUCCUUAUUCGGUUGAAUUAUGGACAGACUAUAUCAGUGCUUUGAUCUUAACAUAUGGGAACGAUCCAGAGAAGUUGAGUUUUAUCAGAGCCCAAUAUAGUGAGGCACUUCGUUUAAAUGGAUUAAAUUUUCUAUCUCAUCCAUUAUGGGAUAAAGUGAUUGAAUUUGAAACUGGAAUUGGCGAAAAAUCAGUUAUAGUAGGAUUAUAUCUCAGAGUCACCAAGAUUCCACUUUAUCAGUAUGCUCAAUACUACAAUAGCUUUACACAAAUCAAUAAGAAUUACGAUAUUACGGAUGUGAUACCUUCUCUUGAGUUGGCUGAAUAUGUGAAAAGAUUCAACAAGACAGAUGUUACUGAAUUGACUCUUGGUGAAAAGAAUCAAGUUGUAGAUGAUCACACUGACAUUAUCUUUACAUCGACUCAAGAACAGGUGACUGAUAAAUGGUCUCAUGAGUCGUCUAUAUUCAUUCAUGAUUUCUCUCUUGACAGGCUCGACGAAAUUGCGAAGGAAAAGGAAAUAUGGAUCAAGUACUUGGAUCACGAGAUUUCCAAGUAUAAAGUAAGCCUGGCCAUAGAUCAAUUUGAUAAUGUAGCAAAUAUUUUUGAGAGAGCACUAGUACCCAACUAUUACAAUGAAGGAAUAUGGCUCAAGUAUCUUGCUUUUAUCAACAUCCUGGAAUUGGAAGAUGAAGUCAAAUACGAGAAAGCUAAAGCUAUUUACCUAAGAGCAAUUUCAGGUUUACCAGUAGAAAGUACUGUUCUUAGAUCUUUGUACCCGAAGUUUCUUAUGAAGUACAAGCAUUUAGACAUUGCCAAGAGCUACUUAUACGAUUAUUUGAAGUUGUUUGGAGGUCGUGGAAAUAGAUACUUCAAACUGCAGUAUCUACAAACAGUCCAAGACACAGUAGAGGUUUGGGAGAAAUCAGAGAAUAGCAAAGAUUACCUUGCAAAAUUGCAGACUAUUGUUGACGAAUAUUUCUCUUUACACAAUGCAAAGUCAAUAAAAAAGGAUAGCAAGGGAGUAAAAGGUGAAUCUGCAGAUGCGUUGUUUGUUUUGAAUUUGCUUAAUGAUGAAGCUAUCACUAUAAUCACUGUUGCGUAUUUGAAGGAAUUGUAUGCUCAGACAGAUUCAGUAUCGAGAAUUAGGGAAAUGUUCAAUUUAUUAUACAAAGAAAAUGCUUUCAAAAAAUCUGUUUUGUUUUGGAAAUACUUCUUGAAUUUUGAAAGAUUACACGGACAAACCCUUCACAACUUGAGAAUGAUAAUAAAUUAUGUCAAAACUGAAACUCAACUUCCCAAAGCUAUUGUAGAUGCUUUCAUCACAAUCGAAUAUGAUAUCAUUGGCGCAAAUUUGGACUCGGCUGUUGAACAGCAUAGAGCAGGAGUCCCUAGAUCAUCAUUAGAAGAUUUAAUAAAGAAGGAUAUGGAAACGUCACUUUCCUUAAUUCGUAAUGCCUCCGCCAGAAAAAGGCUAGCCAAUUCUAAUUAUAUUGUUAAAGACGCUGAAGAUUUGAAGUCUGCUCACAAGACAAAUUUCAACAGGGAAGCAGAGCUUUUAAAGAUCACCAGAAAGCACAUUGGCCAUCCAGGAAUAUUGAUCGAUGCUAUUCCUGAUAUAACCAACAAGUUCAUGAAGGAAGGAAACGAUGUUUCUUUGCUAGACUCAAAGCUUGUUGUACCUUCGUUUCCAACAUUUAAAAAUGCCGAAAAGGCGAAUGCAUCGAUCAACUAUCCAAAAGCAUAA